Botrytis porri is the source of this 1359-nucleotide messenger RNA. RefSeq lists its product as uncharacterized. Gene Ontology annotation, biological process: cellular response to oxidative stress. The record is from RefSeq and is a predicted model, not a curated record. The transcript has 3 exons. Bases 367 to 1356 code for a protein of 329 amino acids. Lineage: Eukaryota; Fungi; Ascomycota; Leotiomycetes; Helotiales; Sclerotiniaceae. Gene Ontology annotation, cellular component: cytoplasm. Gene Ontology annotation, molecular function: zinc ion binding; quinone reductase (NADPH) activity.
GACGAAUCUAUACUUCCGAAUGUUGGGGGUUGUUAUAAUACGUUAUAAGUAAGAUCUCAGCCGAUUUCCAAUCUUCUCUCUCUCCUUAACCCGAUUCCUGAUCCUUUCCAUGUCUAUACGAAUUUUCAAAUCUUCACCAUUUGGUAGAAGUUCCAAGAGCACAACUAACCUUACCGCUACUCGUCAUUAUAUUAUACCACGAAUACCCUUACCCUUGUAAUCUCACAACCCCCACGUUUAUCAACAUUAGUUACAUUACCCCCCCAAUUCCACAAGAAUACCAGACCAUCCAUCGCUUCCCAAACUGAGUUUGAGAAUAAGAAUAAGAAAUUGGGAUUUCAAUUUCAAUUUCUGCAGAAAAGAAAUAUGUCUGAGAUUCCGCAGAAAAUGAAAGGGGUGGUGAUUGAGAAGACGGGGGGUGUGGAGGUGCUGGAUUAUAGAUUGGAUGUACAGGUGCCGGUACCAGGGGAGGGAGAGGUGUUGGUGAAGAAUGAGUUUGUGGGGGUUAAUUAUAUUGAUACCUAUUUCCGCACCGGUCUCUAUGCCUCUCCCAAACCGGAAAUCCUUGGUCGCGAAGCAGAAGGCACCAUAGUUUCCCUCGGCCCCUCCACAACCACCAAUCUCAAACCCCACGAUCGAGUAGUCUAUCUGGGUACCUCCGCCUACGCCGAAUAUACCGUCGUCCCCGCCGCAAAAGUCCACACUAUUCCCUCUGAACUCGCUCCUGGUAUCGCCGCCGCAGCGAUUCUUCAAGGUCUCACGGCUCUAACCCUCAUUCGCGAAGCAUACCAUGUGCAACGCGAUGAUUGGAUUUUGGUGCAUGCUGCAGCGGGGGGCGUAGGUUUGUGGUUGUGUCAGCUGUUGAGAGUGGUGGGUGCGAAGGUUAUAGCGACGGCGAGUUCGCAGGAGAAAAUAGAGUUGGCGAGGGAGAAUGGGGCAACGGUGGGGAUCAAUAAUAAGGAGGAGGAUAUUGUUAAGAGGGUAAUGGAGAUUACAGGGGGAGAGGGGGUUCAUGCGGCUUUUGAUAGUGUGGGGAAAGAUACAUUUGAGGGGGAUUUGGAAGUGGUGAGGAGAAAGGGGACGGUGGUUAGUUUUGGUAAUGCUUCUGGAGCAGUUCCCCCUUUCGCAAUCUCUAAACUCGCAGCAAAGAAUCUAAAGGUUCUUCGUCCAACACUUUUCGGAUAUAUCGCUACCCGUGAAGAAUUUGAGAGGUACACGGCGGAACUCUUUGAUUUUAUUAUUAAGGAUAAGUUGAAUGUGAGGAUUCAUGAGAUUUAUCCUUUGGAGGAGGUGAGGAGGGCGCAUACGGAUAUUGAGGGGAGGAGGACGAUGGGGAAAUUGUUGUUGAAGGUUUAGGGU